Molecule: messenger RNA, 2866 nt
Organism: Klebsormidium nitens
Lineage: Eukaryota; Viridiplantae; Streptophyta; Klebsormidiophyceae; Klebsormidiales; Klebsormidiaceae
Source: the annotation of a GenBank genome assembly
AUGAAGUACCGUAGCAUUGGAGGUCUUUCUCAGGCUUGCAGCUCAGUGAAGGUUGCCCGUGCUGGCAAGCAGCCAUUGCGGCAUCGAAGCGCCAUGAUGGAUACUGCUGCCGGAAGACCCGUCCGUGCAAUUUUAUGCAUCUCUGCCGUCUUUUUCUGUUUCGUAGCCGUCACUCGGGCAAGUGGUGUUGCUAGCGCUAGGUCCCUCCAGCAGGCGGGAAACAGCUCCUGCCCCCUCGUAUUCAAGCAGCAAGACAUCGCAGACACGAUCGCCACUUGCGCAAAAGGCACGGACCCCAGCAUCUUCUUCAAUGUCCCUUGUUGUACCCGCAUCUAUGGGUUACUCUACCAGACGAGGACGCGCCAUGCAAACUCCACAGACCAGUUGCUCCUUUCCCAAGAUGCCGCUGUCGCCUGUGUACAGGCAAUGGAAACUUCCCUGGUUAGUGCGGGCCUGCCUCCCAAUCGCUUCUCUACCUGCAACGUAAACAGUACGGGCAUGUGGCAGCCCGCUUGUGGGGACGCGCUCACGACAAUCUCGGCCUUCAAGACGUUGACAAACUACUCGUAUCCAGGGUCAACCUCAGCGGCGUGCUGGAACCAGCCUGUCUGCUCCGCUUGCGUUGCCAGCAUGAGCGCCAAGGUCGCAUCGCUCCAGAGUCUGCAGGGGGUCAACGCAAGCCUUGUUGCGACAAGUGAAUGUAAAGACCUGGCCAACAUAGCCCUCGUGGCUGCGGCGUACCCCCUCUCGAUCGCCAACAGCAUCGCAACAUGCCUGUGGAACAGCCCCGUCGACAACCUACCACAGUCCGCCACGUGUUCUCUGGGCUACGAUGCGGUGGACUACUCGAACGUGGUCCGGGCGUGCGGACCGCUCAAAGAGCAGGGCAAUCGGUGCUGCGACACGGUACUGGCCGUAGGCGGGCAGGUUUGGUACGAGUUCAUCAACCGCACUGGUACUCCAAACUACGAGACGGAGACGAAUGCGUGCACCGCGAGCUUCAAGGCCGCACUGGUCGCCAACGGCCUCUUGGAAACCCUCUAUGAAGAAUGCCGCCUCAGCAGCUUUAUCCCCCUGAUCGCGCUGCGCUGCAACAAAUACACCGUAACCCCCCCGGAGCUACAGGCUAAAACUGAGGCAGUGUGUGCCCCCGGGCGAUGCAAUGCCUCCUGCACGGCAACGGUCCAGGAGGCCUUUGUCACAAUGGCCGGACCGUAUGCGGACACGCCCUCGAUCUCGUACUGCGGCAUCUUUUUUUCCGGCAGCUUCUGGCCACAGAACUAUGGGUACCAAGGGGCGGUCGACCGCGCAAAUUGUUACUGGAAUUUCCCCCCUGAGCUGCAGCUCCGGAUUCUCGAACUGGGUCCGUCCGGCAGGUCCAAACGCAGAAAGGCGCUGAUUGCGAGCCUAGUCUCGGUCUCUGUGGUCUUCGCUUUUGUGGCGAUUGCGGUAAUGGGGCUCCUUCUGUGGCGCCGUCAAAAGCGACGGACGGAAUCGAUCCGUGACCAGGACCGGUUCAAGGCGAAGCUUUCCAAAUCGCGGACCGUUUCGGAGCCGUUGCACUGGUACUCGUUCCCGGAACUGCGCGCCGCGACGCAGAACUUCGCCGCGAAGCAGCUGCUCGGCAAGGGCGGUUCCGGGAGCGUGUAUCUGGGGGAGUUGCCGGACGGGACGCGGGUCGCGGUGAAGCAGCUUGCAAAGCCGUCAACGCCUGACGGCGCGGAGGAGUUCAUGACCGAGGUCUCCUCGAUGGUCUCAUGCCGCCACCGGCACAUCCUGACCAUUAAUGGGGUCCACGCGUCCGACCGCCAAAUCCUUCUCGUCUACGAGUACAUGACCAACGGUUCCCUGGAAGAUCACCUUUUUACCACCCCCGGCGAGUCCACCAAACAGAUGAACAAGCCGGCCAUCUUUCUGGACUGGCCGCGGCGGCUGAAGAUCGCUCUGGGGACCGCUAAGGGGCUUGCGUAUCUGCACGAGGACUGCAAGCCGCGCAUCAUCCAUAGGGAUGUGAAGCCGUCCAACAUUCUGUUGGAUCAGGAGCUGGAAGCCAAAGUUGGGGACUUCGGGUUGGCCAAGUUUACUAAGGACGAGGAAACCCACGUCUCUACGGGGGUGAGAGGUACCUGGGGUUUUCUUUCCCCCGAGUACGUGGCGACGGGCCAGGUGUCGGAGAAGUCGGACGUGUACGCUUUUGGGGUGGUGCUGCUUUCGUUGGUCACUGGUCGAAGACCAACCGACUCGGAACGAGAGGCGGAGGAGGUGUUUCUGACCGAGUGGGCUUGGAACGUGGCGGGGUCUGGCGAGUUGUUAAAGCUUGUGGAUCCGGCUCUGGUGGAGGCGAUUCCGGUGCACGAACAGACUAUAACGGUUGCCAUCAAGGUUGGAUUGAUGUGUGUCCACACGGUAGUAAAUCUGCGGCCAACCAUGCGGGAGUGCUUUGCCAUGCUUUCUCAACAAAUGGAGUUGCCAUCUUUGCCAGAACGGCCGACUACUCUCUUUACGGUGUCGUCCGGUCGUACAAAUCAGUCCACCUCCUUUGCAACGCAGUCGUCAACGGAUACAUCAAGUAUGCGGAGUUUUUCGUUAUCGAAUAGCAACGUAGGUAAGAAACUUGAAGACGUCGUAUAGUAUUUAAAGGACGAGGUAACUUAAGUAGCAAGUCAAGCUGUAAGCUUUGUGCCAUAUUAAUGGACGCAGCAAUGCAUAUCCAAGGCCCUUAUGAAAGGGGUGCAAUAGGGAGGCAACCGGACGUGUCCUGAACAUUCAAGUACGUCUGUCUGAAUUCAGGGCUUUCAUUGAGACUUUACGCCGGAGGUGUAUCGACGGGAAACUUGAAGUUUAUUGCAUCCAGUUUUGAGCGACG